Messenger RNA from Clupea harengus (Atlantic herring), 2908 nucleotides. RefSeq names its product BTB domain containing 6b (gene btbd6b). Gene Ontology annotation, biological process: neurogenesis. NCBI's taxonomy places the organism in Eukaryota, Metazoa, Chordata, Actinopteri, Clupeiformes, Clupeidae. Gene Ontology annotation, molecular function: protein binding. Gene Ontology annotation, cellular component: cytosol. The record is from RefSeq and is a predicted model, not a curated record.
CUCAGUUCAUUAAUGCUGAUAUUUAUCACGGCAAUAUACUACAUGUAACACUGGUAAUAGGAUGCUAUUGGUGGAAACGCGUUUGAAUUUAACCUUAUUUCUAGUUUCUUUCCACCCGAUUCCGUGGAAGUGGUGACGUGAACGUUUAUUGUCAACAAUACGGCAAGGGUUAAACCACUGCCUGGAUCAGUCCAGUGGAAUAUUAUGGCGAGGGAGGGCAGGCAGUUCGGCUGUGGGAGGCGCCUCGGGGCAACUGACGUGAAAGGCAUCUGUGUAUCUGAUUAGUCAACACAGAAUAGGGCGUCCGCUUGCUAUAUACAAAACCAACGCAUCAGUAAAUUGAUACGAAAUACAUCGGACCCGUUGGACGAGGAUGGUUCACGUACACACAGGAUGACAGCAGUGUGAUUUUAAGCACGGAUAUCUUCAGUUUAUUAUUGUUAUUUGCGACAGCGCAGAACGAGAAAUUGUAGUCAGUAAUCAGGACAUCGCUCUGGGAAUUAAAAGGAUGUUCCGCUGGUAGGCUACAUUUGGUUGGCGAUGAGGAGCCUCGGAGAAAAUCGGAUUCGUAUCCAGAAAGGAUGCUCUGAAAACGGAGACAUAGGCCUACUAAUCGUUUUGGAAUAAUUCAAAAGGAUAAAUGGUGCUCUGUGCAUUUGUCCGGGGUUAGUAGAUGCGUUGGUGUAUGGUUGAAAGCUUAACAUCCUCACAAAUGCGGGAAGGAGCAGUUUAUGCGUAUGUAUAUUUAAGAGAGGAUUUUACAUUAAGUUGAAAUAUCCUACAUCAGCCCGGCAAGCCGAUCUAUUUGACGAACUUUUUGGAUAUAUUUGCUGAUGCCAGCAGCUCCAGAUUGCCUGUAUGGCCGGAUCAUGAAGUUUCUGACGUUUUUCCUUUUACUUCCAGAGACCCUAAAAAGGACUAGAAAGAGUGGUAAACAGUCGGGAAAGCUGCCAGUAUGCUAUGAGAUCGUGACUUUGUCCUUGAAGAAGAAGAUGGCUGCAGAACUGUAUCCUGCAAGCAUAAACACCAACCUCCCGAACAGUAACGGCACCGCAGUGACUGCUGCCAGUAAGAAGACUAUAGUUGAAGUGACCGAGACGGUAACCACACCGACCACCACCACCGCUCAACAGAAUAUCACCAACAACAACGUCGAGACAGCACGCUGGCAGUCAACUCACCCCACACUGCGAGAAAGGAAUGCUUUGAUGUUCAACAACGAACUCAUGGCAGAUGUUCAUUUUAUUGUUGGUCCUCUUGGUGAAUCACAGCGAGUUCCAGCGCACAAGUAUGUUUUGGCGGUGGGCAGCUCUGUUUUCGGUGCCAUGUUCUAUGGCGACCUGGCUGAGGGGGAAGCCGAAAUCCAUAUCCCAGAUGUGGAGCCUGCUGCUUUUUUAAUCCUGUUAAAGUACAUGUACAGUGAUGAGAUUGAACUGGAUGCGGACACCGUGCUGGCCACUCUGUACGCCGCCAAAAAGUAUAUAGUGCCUGCCCUGGCCAAGGCCUGCGUCACCUUCCUAGAGACGAGCCUGGAGGCCAAGAACGCCUGCGUGCUGCUGUCCCAGAGCCGCCUUUUCGAGGAGCCCGAGCUGACGCAGCGAUGCUGGGAGGUCAUCGACGCCCAGGCUGAGCUGUCCCUGCUUUCGGAGGGCUUCUGCGAGAUCGACCUGCCGACGCUGGAGAUCAUCCUGCGGCGCGAGACGUUGAACACGCGCGAGGCCGUGGUCUUCCAGGCCGUGCUGGAGUGGGCGGUGGCGGAGUGCAAGCGCCAGGGGCUGGGCCCGACCUCCCGCAACAAGAGGGCGGUGCUGGGCAAGGCCCUGUACCUGGUGCGCAUCCCCACCAUGACACUGGAGGAGUUUGCCGACGGCGCCGCGCAGUCGGACGUGCUGACGCUCGAGGAGACGCACGACAUCUUCCUGUGGUACACGGCGGCCACCAAGCCCAAGCUGGAGUUCCCGCUGGUGCAGAGGAAAGGGUUGGCCCCUCAACGGUGCCACCGCUUCCAGUCGUCGGCGUACCGCAGCAAUCAGUGGCGCUACCGCGGGCGCUGCGACAGCAUCCAGUUUGCCGUGGACAAGCGCGUCUUCAUCGCCGGCCUGGGCCUGUACGGCUCGAGCGGAGGCAAGGCCGAGUAUAGCGUCAAGAUCGAACUCAAGCGCCAGGGCAUGGUCCUGGCGCAGAACCUGACCAAGUUCGUGUCGGACGGGUCCAGCAGCACCUUCACGGUGUGGUUCGAGCACCCGGUCCAGGUGGAACAGGACACCUUCUACACGGUGAGCGCCGUGCUGGACGGAAGUGAGCUCAGCUACUUUGGACAGGAGGGCAUGACAGAGGUGCAGUUAGGGAAAGUGACUAUCCAGUUCCAGUGCUCCUCGGACAGUACCAAUGGGACAGGUGUGCAGGGGGGGCAGAUUCCAGAACUAAUCUUCUAUGCGUGAGAAGGGGGUGCGAGAAGUGGCAGGCCGAUAUUCAUUCAAAAGUGCAUUCCAGCCCUGAAAUAUUGCGUAAUGUGGGACCUGUGAGGGUUCCUGCCUUCUUUUACAAUGUAGCAGUGGAAGACCAUUUCCAGGAAGUUGUUUAGUCUGUUGAAAGACUGCUGUCUUGACAAUUUUUGAGUGAAGGAGUGUGCUUCAGUUUUAUUUAUUUAAAAAAUAAGUAUAUAUUUGACUUAAUUAUUGAUGCUGCAUCAUGCAGACUUUAUAUAUAUAUAUAAAUAUAUAUACAAACAAGGAAUUAGAUGUAAUGCACUUCUAGUGGACAACAACCACUAGUGUGUUGUGUUUUGUACAUAAGUUGAGGCUGACUUGUUUACAGCUUGAGGCUGAUUGACAAUUGAAAUGUCUUGUAUUAGUGCGCAGCUUCACAAACUGCAGAUCAUAAAAGUUUUUUUUGUGACUCAAACUGA